Pistacia vera is the source of this 519-nucleotide messenger RNA. RefSeq names its product secreted RxLR effector protein 161-like. Lineage: Eukaryota; Viridiplantae; Streptophyta; Magnoliopsida; Sapindales; Anacardiaceae. The transcript has a single exon. The coding region runs from base 1 to 519 and encodes 172 amino acids. The record is from RefSeq and is a predicted model, not a curated record.
AUGUACAUAGAAAAGAUGCUGAAAUGGUUCGGCAUGCAAGACUGCAAAAGGGGAAUUUUGCCUUGCAGUCACGAAAUUCAUCUUUCAAAAGAUAUGAGUCCAAAGACUAAUCAAGAGCAUAAGCGAAUGCGUGGAAUACCCUAUGCUUCAGUCAUAGGUAGUCUCAUGUACGCUAUGCUAUGUACUAGGCCUGAUAUUGCAUAUGCUGUUAGUGUUACAAGUAGAUAUCAGUCUGACCCAAGGGAAAAACACUGGUUAGCUGUUAAGACGAUCAUUAAGUACUUAAGAAAAACUAAGGAUCUAAUACUAAGUUAUGGAGGUUCAAAGUUAAAAAUUGAAGGAUACUCUGAUUCUGAUUUUCAAUCAGAUAUGGAUGAUAGAAAGUCUACAUCCGAGUUCAUUUUCAUAUGCAAUGGAGGAGCAGUCAGUUGGAAGAGUUCUAAACAAUCAACUACUGUCGAUUCCACAACUGAAGUUGAAUACAUUGCUACUUCAGAAGCAGCAAAGGAAGCUAAUUGA